GCUGUAUCAGAAUCAAAUUGCUGAGCCUGUCACCUGUGUUCCAGGAGUCGAACCAGAAAUGUUGUCCUCCGCAAAGCCAGACUUACCUGUCCCACUGACUGAUUUGAAGAUUCAAUAUACUAAGAUCUUCAUAAACAAUGAAUGGCAUAAUUCAGUGAGUGGCAAGAAAUUUCCUGUCUUUAAUCCUGCAACUGAGGAGAAAAUCUGUGAGGUAGAAGAAGGCGAUAAGGCAGAUGUUGAGAAAGCAGUGAAGGCCGCAAGACAGGCCUUUCAGAUCGGCUCUCCAUGGCGUACUAUGGAUGCUUCAGAGAGGGGUCGCCUCCUGUACAAGCUGGCUGACUUAUUUGAAAGAGAUCGACUGCUGCUGGCAACAAUGGAGUCAGUGAAUGCUGGAAAAUUAUUUCCUAAUGCAUAUCUGAUGGAUUUAGGAGGCUGUAUAAAAACAUUACGCUACUGUGCAGGCUGGGCUGACAAGAUCCAGGGCCGCACCAUCCCUGUCGAUGGAGACUUCUUCACUUACACAAGACAUGAGCCUGUUGGAGUAUGUGGCCAAAUCAUUCCUUGGAACUUCCCAUUGGUUAUGCUGGCCUGGAAGAUAGGGCCGGCCCUGAGCUGUGGAAACACAGUGGUUGUCAAACCAGCAGAGCAGACGCCCCUCACUGCUCUUCACGUGGCAUCGUUAAUUAAAGAGGCAGGUUUUCCUCCUGGAGUGGUGAAUAUCGUCCCUGGCUAUGGGCCCACUGCAGGGGCAGCCAUCUCCUCACACAUGGACAUUGACAAAGUGGCCUUCACAGGAUCGACAGAGGUUGGCAAAAUAAUUAAAGAAGCUGCCGGGAAGAGCAAUCUGAAGAGGGUCACCCUGGAGCUGGGGGGGAAGAGCCCUUGCAUCGUGUUUGCUGAUGCUGACCUGGACACUGCUGUGGAAUUUGCACACCAAGGCCUGUUCUACCACCAGGGCCAAUGCUGUGUAGCUGCAUCCAGGCUUUUUGUGGAAGAAACGAUUUAUGAUGAGUUUGUUCGAAGGAGUGUUGAGCGGGCAAAGAAAUACGUUCUUGGAAACCCUCUAACCCCAGGUGUAAAUCAAGGCCCUCAGAUUGACAAGGAGCAGCACGAUAAAAUACUCGACCUCAUUGAGAGUGGGAAGAAACAAGGGGCCAAACUGGAACUGGGCGGAGGCCCCUGGGGGAAGAAAGGCUACUUCAUCCAGCCCACAGUUUUCUCCAAUGUGACAGAUGAGAUGCGCAUCGCCAAAGAGGAGAUAUUUGGACCAGUGCAACAAAUCAUGAAAUUUAAAUCUUUGGAUGAUGUGAUCAAGAGAGCAAACAAUACCACCUAUGGUUUAUCAGCAGGAGUCUUUACCAAAGACCUUGACAAGGCAGUGACGGUCUCCUCUGCUCUGCAGGCAGGGACAGUGUGGGUAAAUUGCUAUAGUGUGCUGUCUGCUCAGUGCCCCUUUGGUGGAUUCAAAAUGUCUGGAAAUGGAAGAGAAAUGGGAGAAUAUGGUCUCCAUGAAUACACAGAGAUCAAAACUGUCACAAUGAAAAUCUCUCAGAAGAACUCAUAAACCAGGAAAUGGAGAGAGCACUCUUCAAUGACUUAGCAUCUCCUACCAUCACCAAUAUAGUGGAAUUUAGAUAUGAAAUUUUUUUCAGAAUUUUUGAAACAUAAGUCUAUCCACUUAGUAUUAAUCACCUCAAUUUGUAGCUUAUUGUGAGAGAAACAUUUGGCUUUUUACAAGUAACUCCAAGUCCUAUCCUCCGUGAAUCUGGUGGAUUUGGAUGCAAGAUCUUGCUAGUUUUGUCAUGACUGUGCUUUUCUUUGUAGCUGUUUUAGGAUAAUCAUUUUAUAAUACAGGAUCAGUGGUCAUUUAGGCUUUUGCCCUUAAUAGCUUCUUGAAGUACUUACUUUCCAUGUUAACUGCAGAGUAAGUUACUCUGUUCCCAGCACUUAGGAUGUCUGUGGAGUGUUUUGAAAUGUUUACUAGAAU
Fukomys damarensis (Damara mole-rat) is the source of this 1987-nucleotide messenger RNA. RefSeq names its product retinal dehydrogenase 1. Bases 59 to 1564 code for a protein of 501 amino acids. The record is from RefSeq and is a predicted model, not a curated record. Gene Ontology annotation, molecular function: benzaldehyde dehydrogenase (NAD+) activity. The transcript has 13 exons. NCBI's taxonomy places the organism in Eukaryota, Metazoa, Chordata, Mammalia, Rodentia, Bathyergidae.